GACCUCCAGGCACUGGGCGCCCGCCGCUUCCCCAGCAGCUGGUGGGGCGGGGAAGAAAGACGCCAGGAAGCGGAAGGCCCCCGCCGGCCCGAGGGUCGCCCGGGGCUGUGCCCCAUGGUUCCUGCCCGUGAGCAGCUGCUGGGACCCCCCUUGCCAAGUUGCUCCCCGAAAAGCUCUAAGGUUCUCAGGCCUGCAGGGAGUGACAGUUUCCCCCGACUGUAACGUAAGGCUGCAAACUCGAAGCCAGGAAUUUUCUGCAUAUUCUUUAAUAGGAUGUUUCAGUCAAAGCCUUGAUAAUAUAACCAAUCUUUCUGAUUGUAGCCUGCUUAUAAAGAGAACAUAUGUACAUGAAAAUAAGAAUAUUUAUGAAUAGUUUCCAAACUUUAGAAGGAUCAAAUAGGGAGGAAAAACAAACGCUUCCACCCACCUUUGUUCACAAAAGUGUGCUUUACCAAAUCGGUGUAAAUUCUAGAUAACUUCUGAGAAAAAACUUUCUUCAAUCUAGAAAACAAAACAAGGGCCAGGCGCGGCGGCUCAAGCCUGUAAUCCCAGCACUUUGGGAGGCCCAGGCAGGGGGUGAUCACCUGAAAUCGAGAGUUGGAGACCAGCCUGGCCAACAUGGUGAAACCCCGGUCUCUGCUACAAAUACAAAAGCUAGCUGGGCGUGGUGGCGGGCGCCUGUAAUCCCAGCUACUCGGGAGGGUGAGGCAGGAGAAUCGCCUGAACUGAGCGGAGAUCCUGCCACUGCACUCCAGCCUGGGUGACAGAGUGAGACUCCGUCUCAAAAUAAAAAUAAAAAUAAAGAAUGAAUCAACAAUGUUUUAAAUACGAGUUAUAAAAACAUUAUCUUAAUAGAUUUUUUUGUUUUGCUUGAUCUCGCUUAGCAGUUUUUUGAACCAUUUUUUCCUUAUUAGAAACCAUUAGAAAUUGGUUUUUACUUCAUUGAUUUUUGUUUAUUUUUAUUUUUAUUUCUGAGACACAGUCUCAGUCUGUCGCCCAGGCUGGAGUGCAGUGGCACAAUUUUGGCUCACUGCAACCUCUGCCUCCCAGGUUCAAGCGAUUCUCAUGCCUCAGCCUCCCGAGUAGCUGGGAUUGUGUGCCAUAUCAUUCACCUCUCACCACAACUGAAUGAGCUAAGGAUUCUCAUUAUAUAUAGUUUAUGGAGAGGGAAGUGCAGACAUAAAGAGGUGAAUUAUCUUACCCAGAUCACACAGCUGAUAAGUGGUGGAGGCAGAAUAGAAUCUAAACAGUGUGGCUCCGGAGCCCACAUGCAUUGAUUUGACAAGUGUUUAUUGAGCACCUGCCACGGACAAGGCCUUGUGUGAUUAAAUAGGGUUAUAAUUAAUAAUAUAAAAAUGAGAAAUCACUAACGCUUUUUAGACUUAACAUUUUCUUUUUUUGUAGGUUUCAGGCACAGAACUGUAUAUCCAAUAAUAGUGAAAUGGAUCCCACUAAUUAUGACAGAAAUGAUGAUACAUUUAAAUGACUUGGAUGUUUUGUAGGUAUGAUCUCGUGAAACCUUGAGAGAAACUGAAUGAUGAAUGAAACUAUUGUUCCUAUUUCACACAGAAGAAAACUGAAGUUAAAAGGGGUAAAGUAAUUUUGCAUGGCAUGAAGUAGAAAUUCAAAGUACAGGAAUUUGAACUUGGUUCUGUCCUUUUCUGAAGCCCUUGACCACUAUAGACUCAAACAUCACCUUGUUUUUCCACUCAUUCAACACUUUUUUUUUUUAAUUAUCUAAUAGGUUGGCAAUCAUCAUGAGCCCCUGUUCUCAUUCUGCAAAUGGUGAAGCUCUCUAUUGUCCUGACCCCACAGUUCCUGUCCCAUGACCAGGGCCAGCUCACCAAGCAGCUGCAGCAGCACGUAAAGUCAGUGACAUGCCCAUGCGAGUACCUGAGGAAGGUUAUCAAUACUCUGGCUGUCUAUCGUCAUCGUGAGACUGACUUUUGUGGAGUUCGAGACCACCCUGGCCAACAUGGCAAAACCCCAUCUCCACAAAAAUUGGAUAAUUUGAUAAUUAUCAUUAUUGGGUUUCUGAGACCUUACACAUUUACCAUUCUCUUCUGCACAAGUUACCUUUGUGUGUCUUUCCUGAAAACUAUCUUCCGGUCUCGAAAUGGACAUGAUGGAUCCACGGGUGUACAGCAGAGAGCCUGGAGGUCCAACCGCAGUAGACAGGAAGGAAAUAAAAUUGUCCUGAAAGACCUUGUGACUUUAUGGAGAUAUGCGGAAACAAAAGUUAGAGGUAACAUCCGUAAGAUGAAAGUGACAACGAAAAUCAACCAUCAUGACAAAAUCAAUGGAAAGAGGAAGACCGCCAAAAAACAGAAAAUGUUUCAACGUGCACAAGAGUUGCGGCGGCGGGCAGAGGACUACCACAAAUGCAAAAUCCCCCCUUCUGCAAGAAAGCCUCUUUGCAACUGGGUCAGAAUGGCGGCAGCGGAGCAUCGUCAUUCUUCAGGAUUGCCCUACUGGCCCUACCUCACAGCUGAAACUUUAAAAAACAGGAUGGGCCACCAGCCACCUCCUCCAAAUCAACAACGUUCUAAAACUGAGAACUCCCUGAGCCUCAAGACACCUCCCGAAUGUCUCCUUUGUCCCCUUCCACCCUCAGUGGAUGAUAAUAUCAAGGAGUGUCCUCUUGCUCCUCUUCCACCCUCUCCUCUUCCACCCUCAGUGGGUGAUAAUCUGAACGAGUGUCUCCUUAUCCCUCUUCCACCCUCUCCUCUUCCACCCUCAGUGGAUGAUGAUCUCAAGACUCCUCCCUUAGCUACUCAGGAGGCCGAGGCAGAAAAACCACCCAAACCCAAGAGGUGGAGGGUGGAUGAGGUGGAACAAUCACUGAAACCCAAGAGGCGGAGGUUGAGUAAGCUGAGAACACGCCAUUGCACUCAAGCCUGGGCAAUAAGAAUAAAUCCGUGGGUCGAAAAAGAGAAAAAAAUCAAAAAAUAAAACCCACACUCCAAAAACAAACUAACGAAGAAUAAAUAAAUAAUAUAAAAAUAAAAUAAAUACUGCAGUCCUUAUGUUAUUGCUUUGUUUCAAUAUCUGGUAUGAUUGCCUGAGGGACCUGAGGUUUUUAAUUAAUUGUGGGGUUUUUUUUUA
Molecule: messenger RNA, 3105 nt
Organism: Pan troglodytes (chimpanzee)
Lineage: Eukaryota; Metazoa; Chordata; Mammalia; Primates; Hominidae
Product: nuclear pore complex-interacting protein family member B6-like
Exons: 7
Coding region: 1783-2952 (389 amino acids)
Source: RefSeq, a predicted model, not a curated record